This is a messenger RNA of Exophiala bonariae, 2376 nucleotides long. RefSeq lists its product as uncharacterized. Gene Ontology annotation, molecular function: sequence-specific DNA binding; DNA-binding transcription factor activity, RNA polymerase II-specific; zinc ion binding. Gene Ontology annotation, biological process: DNA-templated transcription; positive regulation of transcription by RNA polymerase II. The record is from RefSeq and is a predicted model, not a curated record. The transcript is spliced from 2 exons. Lineage: Eukaryota; Fungi; Ascomycota; Eurotiomycetes; Chaetothyriales; Herpotrichiellaceae. Bases 1 to 2376 code for a protein of 791 amino acids.
AUGGCAGACUCGCCUGGAAAUGGCCAUUCUCGUGAUAGAGUCCAUCAUACAGUCACCGCUUGUGUGCGUUGCAGACAGAGAAAAACACGGUGCGAUCCAGCCUUGCCUCGAUGUGAGCCAUGCGAACGCAGUAAUGCGCACUGCGAAUACUACGACUCCAGCAAAAACAGGACCAUUCCCCGAACAUACAUCACCUCACUGCAAGAGACGGUGCGACGUUUGAAUGAGGAAUUGAAGGUCCUUGAAAAGGAGGAAGACUACGAGCCGGAUAAUGAGGCCAUGGCCCGUGGUGCUGGCCUGGUCAAAUUCAAUGAGAACGAUGAAUCUCGAUUCUUAGGUCCUUCAAGUGGUAUAGCCAUCACCCGCUUUGUGAUGGAGUUUGCGAAACAAAACUCCACCCGAAGGACCAUCAAAGAUGUUGUGCCUCACCACGCGGCACAGGAAAUCAAACAGAAAUUCGAUGCAGAGAGCAGUAAGCCGACUUCAAAGGUCUAUCCUCUUAUCAGUUCGGUCGCUGCUCCAGACCUUCCCAACCGAGACCUGAUGGAUCGCCUUAUCGAAAUAUAUAUGGUCAAAGCCCAAUAUAUGCUUCCUCUACUCCAUGAGCCAUCCUUUCGCCAAGAUCUACAGGCUGUUUAUGAUGGCUCAAAAGACCCAACUCUGAAUUUUCAAGUCCGACUUGUUGUGGCCAUCAGUAUGCAAAAGCUCGAUACGCAGUACGCUGGCUUAGCCGAUAGCUAUUACCUGGCUGCACUACCAUUCCUCACAGGAUCAGUUCAAAAGAUGGAUUUGACAACUCUUCAGUGCUUCGCCUUGAUCGCGCAGUAUUCCCUGCUUACGCCUACUAGAACUGCCGCCUACUGGGUAGUCGGACUCGCGGCCAAAUUGUGUCAACAGCUAGGAUUAUGUGAGGAAGAAACUAUCGUCAGACCUCCAACUGGUGCACAGCCCAACGCGCUGGAGAUCGACAUGCGGCGGCGACUUUUCUGGAUCAUCACAUCCAUGGAGUAUGGGCUGUCUCACAGUCUUGGUAGACCCAGUGCCUUUGGGGUGACGGUUGACAAUAUCAAUGUCGGGUUUUUCGAACUUUGCGAUGAUCGAUUCAUUAGUCCUGAUGGACUGCUUCCAGGUCACCAUCCGAUCAUGAAGAAAUGUAUUGCAAUACAUUUUCUCAAGAUGAGGCUUCUGCAAGCCGAAAUAAGAAGAACACUAUAUCUGAAGAAGCGCGAAACGCCAACGCAUGAGAACGACCCGUGGUUUCACAGCAUGCUCCAGAAGAUCGAUGACUGGGUGCGAGAUUGCCCCAAGAACGACGAAGGCAGUGGGCUCAGUGAAACCUGGUUCAUCGGCCGCAAGAAUACCAUGAUCAUAUUCAUGUAUCGCCCAUCACCACAAAUACCCACUCCGACACUAGAUGCAGCCCAUAAAUGUUACGGCGCAGCUAUCUUCAACAUUCAAAUGCAAAAACGUCAAGUCGAAGCUAGACUGAUAGACAUUACUUGGAUUUUCACGCAAGCCAUAUUCAUGGCUCUCAAUACGGUGCUGUGGUGCAUUUCAUACCCGGGCAUAAGACAACAGCACCCGGUAGAUGAAGUGCUCCUGCACAUAGAAGAUGCGUUGAAAGCCAUCGAUAUGUGCGCAGAUCGCUGGCCCGGUGUCAGAUCCGCGCAGCAGCUUUAUGACAAUCUUGUGUUGGGAUGUCUAAAGGCAUACGAGAUUGACAAGACAGUCGAGUCACCAACAUCAGACUAUGUGUCAACCACAACCCAAGAUGUCAGUUCUUCCGCCUCGCAGUUUGCAAACAGUCCGGCGAGCACAGCUAACACCUCGAUAUAUGGCCCACAGUCACCACAGUCGAUUCACAGUUCACAUGCUCCGAAUCAUGCUUUCAUCAAUGCAGCUACUGGAUACAUCGACCAUACCAAGCAACUCUAUUCGACUGAUGUCGCACCACAUGUUUCCCAAUCGCAGGCAAUGGGUGGGCAAUACAUGGCUACACCAGUCCCACAAAUCGACAUUCAUCCCCAAGCCUUACACUACAGUCUACCUGCUUUUGAUCCACACAGUCACGGUGGAUAUAUACCCACGACCUCCCAAGGUGGAAGCAGCUGGACAGCGGCCCCCAUGAUGCCUGGCGUUCUUCCCGGCAUCACCGGGUCACCGAAUAUGAAUUAUGACGACCUUCCAUAUCUUGCUCCUUUUGGGCACGAAUAUUCACGUUACAUGCAACAGUCUUAUCCAUCGCAGUACCGAAUGCAUACCCUGAGUGAACAGCAGCAGAUGGAGCUAAUGGCCUCGCUUGAGCGAAGCCAACUUCCUGAUGUUUCUGGUCUUGUGAGCGACGCAACUACCUUUUAUACGGCCCAACUUCCAUGA